GCGUGCUCACCAUAAAGACUGCUUUACUUCUCCCAAGUUUGGAGAGCACCGAACCUGGUAACCUACCAUGUCCAUGUCUGAUCGUUUGGCUUUGGUGACUGGAGGAGCGAGUGGCAUCGGGAAAUGUGUGUGUCACGCCCUUGCCAUGGAAGGCGCGACGGUCGUUGUGGCCGAUAUAAACGAAGAUGCUGCGACUGAAGUGGCUGUGUCCUUACCUGGCAACGUGAGUCACAUCGCAUCACAAGUGGAUGUCCGGUACACAGAGUCGGUGGCUGCCCUUUUUGACAGCUUGCUGCAACAAUCUCUUCCUUUAAGCAUCGUGGUGAACAGCGCCGGCGUUUUUUUACCGGCAACUGGAAUCGUAGACACCACAGAUGACGACUUUGACAAUGUCAUCAGUGUAAACCUACGGGGUACGUUCCUGGUGACGCGGGCCGCAGCGCAGUCCAUGACCGCCCAAGGUGUCAGCGACGGUGUUAUUGUGAACGUGUCCAGCAUCCUCGGACUCGGAGGGUCGCGCGGAUGGGCAGCCUACGCAGCCUCCAAGGCGGGAGUGAUCGGUCUCACCAAGAGCGUCGCCCUGGAGCUCGCGCCCAAAGGCAUUCGAUGCAACGCGGUACUUCCGGGCCCCAUCGACACACCGAUGACGGCGCCUUUCCCCGACGCCGUGAAGGCCGAAGUCACUGCCGCAAUUCCUACGGGCAGAAUGGGAAGGCCCGAGGAGAUUGCUGAGGUCAUCAAGUCCAUGUGCGGCCCAGGGUUCUCCUUCAUGACGGGCGCCGCGGUCGAAGUCACCGGAGGCUACGCGCUCUGAUACGACAAGUAGCGGUGAAAAAUAAAUCUGUCUGUAGUUGAAGGCUGCGGGACGGAAC
Messenger RNA from Ixodes scapularis (black-legged tick), 872 nucleotides. RefSeq names its product estradiol 17-beta-dehydrogenase 8. Gene Ontology annotation, molecular function: oxidoreductase activity. The record is from RefSeq and is a predicted model, not a curated record. NCBI's taxonomy places the organism in Eukaryota, Metazoa, Arthropoda, Arachnida, Ixodida, Ixodidae. The transcript is spliced from 3 exons. The coding region runs from base 68 to 814 and encodes 248 amino acids.